CGCCAGCGCCCCUUUAUCUGCAACGAGUGCGGGAAGAGCUUCAGCCACUGGUCGAAGCUGCUGCGGCAUCAGCGGACUCACACCGGGGAACGGCCCAGUACCUGCGGGGAGUGCGGCAAAAGCUUCAGCCAAAAUUCCCACCUGGUGCAACACCGGCGGACGCACGCGGGGGAGAAACCGUACCGCUGCGGGGACUGCGGGAAAAGUUUCAGUUGGAGCUCCAACCUGAUCCAACACCAACGCAUCCACACCGGGGAAAAACCGUACAGCUGCGGGCAGUGCGGGAAGAGCUUCACCCAAAGCAAAAACCUCAUCAAACAUCAACGUACCCACUCGGGGGCUCGGCCCCACCGCUGCGGGCAGUGCGGUCGGGGUUUCGCCCAGAGCACCAACCUGCUGAAGCACCAACGGGUACACGCCGCCCGCGGUCAAAAUUCGGCGUGUCCCGAGUGCGGGCAGAGCUGUCGCGACGGAAAAGAGUUGGAGCGGCAC
This is a messenger RNA of Charadrius vociferus (killdeer), 492 nucleotides long. RefSeq names its product zinc finger protein 787-like. Gene Ontology annotation, molecular function: RNA polymerase II cis-regulatory region sequence-specific DNA binding; DNA-binding transcription factor activity, RNA polymerase II-specific. The transcript has a single exon. Lineage: Eukaryota; Metazoa; Chordata; Aves; Charadriiformes; Charadriidae. Gene Ontology annotation, biological process: regulation of DNA-templated transcription. The annotation marks the transcript as partial. The record is from RefSeq and is a predicted model, not a curated record.